AUCUUCUAUCUGCUUUGGUAGUUCACCCUGGAUCCAUCAUGGCGGCUAACAGAAUAGCAUGUAUGGGUCUAAACGCCCUUUAUUCCACCGUUUACGCACCGAAACAGGCGCUGCGGAGCUGCUGGGGAGCAGUGGACCAGCUGAGAAGUUACUACGUUGACUGGAGGAUGCUGAGGGAUGUCAAGAGAAGACAAAUGGCCUUUGAGCUGGCUGAUGAGAGGACACGUAUCAAUGCACUGCGGAAGAACACCAUCUUGCCUAAAGAACUCCAGGAAAUAGCAGACAAGGAGAUCGCAGCACUACCCAGAGACAGCUGCCCUGUGAGGAUACGCAACAGGUGUGUGUUGACCUCCCGACCUCGGGGAGUGAAGAGAAGAUGGAGACUAAGUCGUAUUGUCUUUCGGCAUCUAGCUGACCACAACCAGAUGUCUGGAAUCUUGAGGGCAAGGUGGUGACUGUGCCCAUGUUGGACUUGUUUUACACAGAUUGUGUCAUUAAAAACCCGGCUGUUUGACAGGAGGGAGGACAUCAGCGCUUCAAACUUGUGGAUAUGUGCUGUUUGCUGUACAAUAAUCUGCAUUUGUUUUCCCCUCUUAAGUAAACUAAAAUCAAAAAAAGAAAAAAAAAAUGUUUGUUUCAUUGUACACAUUAAAGAGAUGAUAAAAUCUUGCUGGAAAUUAUGUUGCUCAUAGGCUGUUUUAUUAAGAUAUACACAAAGCAUAUCAGUCUUAUGAAAAACAAGACACUGUCCUACUAUUGUAAGAUGCGUCUCCUUUUAAUGUCAGAAAUGCAUUAAAAGCUAAGCAAUGAUUAAA
Messenger RNA from Poecilia latipinna (sailfin molly), 815 nucleotides. RefSeq names its product mitochondrial ribosomal protein S14 (gene mrps14). Gene Ontology annotation, cellular component: mitochondrial small ribosomal subunit; ribosome. Gene Ontology annotation, molecular function: structural constituent of ribosome. The transcript has 3 exons. NCBI's taxonomy places the organism in Eukaryota, Metazoa, Chordata, Actinopteri, Cyprinodontiformes, Poeciliidae. The record is from RefSeq and is a predicted model, not a curated record. Gene Ontology annotation, biological process: translation. Bases 39 to 455 code for a protein of 138 amino acids.